AAAUCUUUUAUCCGCUUGAGAAGACACAGCUACAAUAAAAUAUUUAGGAUGGAAAUAUAGAACAUUGAACCCUUUAUCCUAAGAUCCGCGAUUCGAUUUACUUCAUGUGUCCGUGAAUCAGCAUCGACAGGGAUAUUUAUAGCUACCAGUGUCAAGAAUGAAGACGUGUGGUGCACAUAAUCUUACUCAACCAAUUCACAUUUACUGAUUUUGUGUUCAAACCAGAUACUUUGAUUUGCUGAAAUCAGUUCUACGCAUGUGAUUGAAUGGAGAGAAAACGCGUGAGGUUUCAAAAUGAGUUCCUUUUCAAAUGGGACGUACGACAACAACGGAAACAAAGAAGACGUCUUAUUUGCAUUUUAAUUGGCUGUUGUACAGUAACAUGUCUUACGAUUUAUCAUAUCUUAACGACAUCGCAAACCUCAGUCAGAACGAGUUUUCAAAAUUCUCCAGUGCGAUUCCAAAUGUCACACUACUGGGUCAUAAGGGACGACAGCUUUUUCAAAAACAAGGAAUACGAGGAGCUGAUGACUUCAUAUCUUCGUAAGCAAUCCUUUGAUCCAGAAGUAAACAAUGUGGUAAUGCCGCCGGAAGACCUUGAUGAGGGAAUGUAUCAAUUCGUGGAAGGAAAAGAUGACUUCCUUGAGACUCCAGAAAACUAUUCAGAUUUCGAUAACGCGUCUAGUAAAAGAACAUGCGAUAUACCAUUAAGAAAUGUUCUUUUUCUCAAAACACACUACACAGGAGGUGAUAUCAUCACAAACAUUUUCAACCGCUUCGCCGAUAUCCGUCAUCUGCUCGUAGCCCUUCCGACCAAUGAUCUUUCAUCGUUUUAUUGGCCGAGCAAGUUUCAAUGGCGAUAUAUGGAUAUGAGGCGACUCGAGGGAUAUCUUCCAAAUGUGCUGUGCAACUACGCACGGUACAACGCCAAGGUCAUGACGAAAUUCAUGCCGUUGAGUACACAAUUCGUGAGCAUGCUCAGAAACCCCGUGGAUUAUUUUGCGACCGUUUUCAGUCAGCUCGAUAUAGCCAAGAGAAUGGAAAUUGAGGGCGAAAAGCCGUUUGACAAGUUUGUGUUAAAUAUUAAACGGUUCUUAGUACAGACAAAACAAAAGAGGAGAUUUUUUGACUCUAUGAAUCUUCUCAAAAACGGAAUGUUCUUCGACCUCGGCCUGCACACGUCGAAUUACGAAGACGAAAUUGCAAUUUCUAGCGCAAUAUUUGACUUACAGGAGAAAUUCACCGUAGUUCUGAUCUACGAGUACCUGGAUGAGUCUUUGGUCCUACUGAAACGAACUCUCUGCUGGGAAAUCGAUGACGUUAUCUAUUUGAGCGCAUUAUUACCACGCAGUAAGUCGAAUAGAGAUUUUCAUGUCUCGCGUGAAGCCAAAGAAGCGCUCGCGAGAUGGAACAUGGCUGACUUUAAGUUGUACGAUUUUUUCAAUGCAACUCUUUGGCAGCAGAUACGAAACGAGGAGGGUUUUGACGCAGACGUUGCGCGCUUUCGGGAGCGGAGGAAAGAGAUUGAAAUGCACUGUGAAAAAAUUGACUCGUUUGAUGGGAGAAUUAACUUCAAUUUUGUGAAUUAUAAUGACAGCGUUAGUUCUGAAACUGACGGCUCUCAAGGUGUUAAACUUAGAGAUAUAUGCGCAAAGAUGGCGAUGGAUGAUAGCGAAUACUUAGAAUACUUUCGGAGAGAGUGACAUGUGGAAUACCUUCAAGAUCGUCUUGAAGAAAAAACAAAAAUAAAACACCAAAAUUUAUGUACAAGAACGCAGAAAAAUAUUUCAAAAUAUU
Messenger RNA from Dendronephthya gigantea, 1797 nucleotides. RefSeq names its product galactose-3-O-sulfotransferase 2-like. Gene Ontology annotation, biological process: glycolipid biosynthetic process. NCBI's taxonomy places the organism in Eukaryota, Metazoa, Cnidaria, Anthozoa, Malacalcyonacea, Nephtheidae. The record is from RefSeq and is a predicted model, not a curated record. Bases 267 to 1703 code for a protein of 478 amino acids. Gene Ontology annotation, cellular component: membrane. The transcript has 4 exons. Gene Ontology annotation, molecular function: galactosylceramide sulfotransferase activity.